Molecule: messenger RNA, 1575 nt
Organism: Miscanthus lutarioriparius
Lineage: Eukaryota; Viridiplantae; Streptophyta; Magnoliopsida; Poales; Poaceae
Source: the annotation of a GenBank genome assembly
AUGCCUGCCAGGUUCAUGAACCAAUUUGGAGGAGAGAUCUCGGAGAGCAUCGACAUCGAAUCCCCUGACGGUAGUGUUUAUGUUGUCAAGGGCACCAAGUACAUGAACAAGAUGCUCCCCCAGUGUGGAUGGAAAGCAUUUGUCGAUGCCCAUCGCAUAGAGGAGAAUGACUCGUUGCUGUUCCAGCACAUUGAGAAGGCCCGUUUUAAGGUUCUGAUAAUCGAUCCUGAUGGAUGUGAGAAAGUAUUUCCCUGCGAUGGGAUCAGAAUCAGUUCUAGUAACAUCCAAGAACGAGACACAGAUUGUGUUGAUGUUUCAGAUAGGUCCCAUGACCGUGCUGACAAAUCAUCGAGAGUUCGGAAAAGAGUCUCUAGCUGUCAGAGGGAUUGUCCAAGUCAACGUAGAAAAGCUGCAAGGAUUACCACAACAUCAGCCUCUUCGUCUGAGGAAUCAGGACCAGAUUGUGAGGGCACUGAUGAAUAUGAAUGCUCUUCAGGUUUUGAUGUUGAUCCUAAGACAAAUGCGGCACCUGAUUAUGUCUUAUCAUGUAUGACUAUUCUAUCUGAAGAACAAGAGGAGGAAGUAGAUGGACUUAUCAAGGAAAUCCUGCCUGAAACUACUGUAUUUGUGGCUGUCAUGAAACCAAGCAAUGUCAAACGAUACUCUAGUCUCGUAAUUCCUCACCGCUAUGCAUCCGCGCACUUCCCACACACAAGUCAAGUGGUGACGCUUCAGCGGCCAGGCAAGAACAAGAAGUGGCAUACCAAGCUUCAGGUCAGGAAAGACAGAGUUUCCCACGUGUUCAGUGGGCCUUGGUCAAACUUCGUGCAAGACAACCAUUUGCAGGAAGGCGACAUCUUUCAGCCAUUGAAGACUGCUGGCAUAAGGUUCACUAUGAUGGUUCAUCUGAUUCGUCAGUCAAAGGUUGGUGCAUUACAUGAACAUGGAAACAGUCCUAGUCCAGGAUCAGGAGGAGGAACAAGCUCCAGCAGAGGCAGAACAACGAGGGCAAAGGCAAACGAGCCUAAGAUUGUGCACUCAGGUGAAGGCAGCAGAGCAAAGGCGAAGGUGACACCGGUAGCGCGUGUUAAGGAGGAACACGCCGAUCAGGCGCCUUCACCUUGUAAUUGUCAUUUGACUGAUGAUGAGUCAAGCGAUUCUGGUGGACCUUCUAAAGCAGGUCUCUACAUUCUGGCAUCCCAUGCUCAUUUGGGUGAUGAGCAGAGGAAGAAAGUGGAAGACGUAGUUGGCAGCAUCAAGUCUCAAGUUCCCAUUUACGUGGCAGUGAUGAACAAGUCCAAUGUUGCUGCCACCGGCUGCGUCUUAUACUUUGGAAAACAAUAUGCCAGGAAGCACCUUCCAUACGGGGAGCACACCGUGACGCUCGUGAGGAACGGGAAGAGCUCGGCAUGGAAGGUGAAGAUGCAUGCGCAGAUGUUCAGUGAAGGCUGGCGUGGCUUUGUCCGCGACAACCGCCUCAAACUCGACGAUAUCUGCCUCUUCGAGCUGACCAAGGACGAUAUCAAGAUGCUUACAAUGACGGUCUACAUCAUUCUCUAUGUCAACCAUUGUUAG